AUGGAGAAGCUGUCAGGGAAGGACAAGGAGCUGAUACGAGGCAGCUGGGAGAGCCUGGGCAAGAACAAAGUUCCUCAUGGUGUCAUCAUGUUUUCCAGACUGUUUGAGCUGGACCCUGCGCUCCUCAGUCUUUUCCACUACAGUACAAACUGUGGCUCCACACAAGACUGCCUCUCCAGCCCCGAGUUCCUGGAACAUGUCACCAAGGUGAUGCUUGUGAUCGAUGCAGCAGUCAGCCACCUGGACGACCUUCACUCCUUGGAGGACUUUUUGCUCAACCUUGGAAGGAAGCAUCAGGCAGUGGGAGUCAACACACAGUCAUUUGCUGUGGUGGGUGAGUCCCUUCUCUACAUGCUGCAGUGCAGUCUGGGCCAGGCCUACACAGCGCCGCUGCGUCAAGCCUGGCUCAACAUGUACAGCAUCGUGGUAGCGGCCAUGAGCCGAGGGUGGGCCAAGAACAGAGAGGACAAGGCCGACUGA
Toxotes jaculatrix (banded archerfish) is the source of this 480-nucleotide messenger RNA. It is a transcript of the gene ngb, whose product is annotated as neuroglobin. The coding region runs from base 1 to 480 and encodes 159 amino acids. The record is from RefSeq and is a predicted model, not a curated record. Lineage: Eukaryota; Metazoa; Chordata; Actinopteri; Toxotidae. Gene Ontology annotation, molecular function: oxygen binding; heme binding. The transcript is spliced from 4 exons.